Molecule: messenger RNA, 1842 nt
Organism: Magnusiomyces paraingens
Lineage: Eukaryota; Fungi; Ascomycota; Dipodascomycetes; Dipodascales; Dipodascaceae
Exons: 1
Coding region: 1-1842 (613 amino acids)
Cellular component (GO): membrane
Molecular function (GO): acetyl-CoA transmembrane transporter activity
Source: RefSeq, a predicted model, not a curated record
AUGGAUGGCAUCGAGCUUUCCCAUAGAAAACGAGCCACUCCAGCGCAAUCGUCACCCUCGGCGAAUCACUCCUCCACCGACUAUGAAACUGGAAGUUACCUGCCCACAGCCUCUGCUGACUGGGCUGAAGGUGCUUCACUCGGAGAGCCUAUGUUCAUCCCUUCCAUUGACUCAUCAAGCUCCCAGUUCCGUAGUCAUACCCACACUCUUUCAUCAACGUCCACGGGGACUACUGGGACACUAGCAUCUGUAAACCCGUAUGAAAAGUUGAAUGGUAGUAACUCUGAUGGAAUGACAGAAAGCACAAAAGAAGAACAAGAUGAAAAUAACAACAACGACGAUGGAACACGCAAAUCAUUAAGCUUCACACAACUCACAGCCAUUGACCGACAAAACUUCCUAGCGUUGGUCUUCUUGUACCUGCUCCAAGGUAUCCCUGUGGGCCUUGCCUUUGGAUCAAUUCCAUUUCUGCUUAAAAGUCGGCUGUCAUACGGCCAGGUUGGUAUCUUCACACUGGCAUCAUACCCUUACUCUCUUAAACUUCUGUGGUCGCCAAUUGUGGAUGCCUUUUAUAGCCCCAAGUUUGGGCGGCGCAAGUCGUGGAUUGUCCCGAUCCAAACUGUGUCUGCCCUCGUGCUCAUUUACUUGAGUACAACCGUCGAAAACCUCUUGGAAAACGCCCAGGAAAACCUCUUCAAAAUCACAAUGUCUUUCUUCACUCUCGUCUUUCUCUGCGCUACCCAGGAUAUUGCUGUGGAUGGUUGGGCCCUUACGUUGCUGUCCCAAGAAGCACUCUCUUACGCAUCCACAGCCCAAACUGUGGGUCUCAACACAGGCUACUUUAUGUCUUUUACAGUGUUCCUGGCAUUUAAUUCACCAGAUUUUGCAAACAAGUAUUUGCGCGCUGCAUCCUCAGAUGUGCCACCAAUUUCACUUAGCCAGUACCUGGCGGCGUGGGGGUGGAUCUAUCUGGUAGCCACCGCUCUUGUUGCCAUUCUUAAACGCGAGGAGCGCACACACGCCGACUCUGGAGGAAUUUCGGCCGUAUAUCGGUCCAUGUACAAGGUACUGCGACUACCCAAUAUCCAGGUCCUGAUUCUGGUACACCUUGUGGCCAAGAUCGGGUUCCAAGCAAACGAGGCUGUCACCAACCUUAAGCUACUGGAACGCGGACUUUCUAAAGAAGACCUGGCUUUGACUGUGCUGAUUGAUUUCCCGUUUGAAAUCAUCUUUGGCUACUAUGCGGCCAAAUGGUCGACAGGUGCGCGGCCUCUGCGCCCGUGGAUGCUCGGAUAUCUUGGGCGUCUUGCAUGUGCUGUGCUAUCGAUGUUUGCUGUUGCUGCUUUCCCACGGUCUGGUAAGGUAGGACCCGGGUAUUUACUUGUGAUUAUUUUGACGCACGUUCUGGGCUCGUUUAUGUCGACGAUCCAGUUUGUUUCCAUCAAUGCGUUCCACACACAGAUUGCAGACCCAGCAAUUGGUGGCACUUACAUGACCACCCUUAACACCAUCUCUAAUUUGGGAGGCCAGUGGCCCCGUCUCAUUGUGUUGUAUGCCGUCGAUUGGCUCACCAGCGCAACAUGUCAGCCUCCAAGUGAAACAUCACUCUCGGAGAAUGCAACAACCCCGUUUACGCCAUUCUCGUGCGUCAAGGAAGCUGAUAAGGCGAUAUGCCGGUCACUCCAAGGCGCGUGCGAAAUAAAGACGGAUGGAUACUAUGUGGCUAAUGUACUGUGUGUUGGAAUUGGGCUUGUUUUGUUUUUCGCGUGGAUCAAAGGUAAGAUGACGCGGCUGCAGUCCCUCAACACGGCUGCUUGGCGUGUUGAGUCGCCUAGUUAUUAA